Molecule: messenger RNA, 960 nt
Organism: Chlorella variabilis
Lineage: Eukaryota; Viridiplantae; Chlorophyta; Trebouxiophyceae; Chlorellales; Chlorellaceae
Exons: 2
Coding region: 1-960 (319 amino acids)
Source: RefSeq, a predicted model, not a curated record
AUGGAGGUGACGGUUAGGCCCGAGCCACCCAAGAUGUUGGCGGUCGGCAGCCGGGUGCUGGCGCUCAUGCUCACGGGCAUCCUCGGGACCAUGUGGGCAGGCGGGCACACUGCCGAAAGCAAUAGAGAGAUGGAGAGGGUGCUUCUGAGCCGGGCGUCAUCUGCUGCUGCGGCCCUGCAUGCCCAAGAGCAGCUGCUUUCCAGCCUGCCCCUGCCACACAAGCUGAAAGGGGCCGCCAACACCACAGCAGCAGUCCACGCCGCUUACCUGGACCUGGCCGCACGCUUCCUGCCGCCGCACUUCAUUCACAGCAACAUGAACGACGCUGCCGCCACGGAACGCCUGUGCGGCCUGCUCCUGGCUAACGGCACGAGAGUGGUGCUGGUGGGCAACGGCCCGCUCAGCGACGACGACCGUGCCGCCAUCGACGCCGCCCCCACCGUCGUGCGCUUCAACGAUUUGUACCACAUGCGGCGCGGGGAGCGCAACACAUUGUGGGUGCUGACCACCAGCCAGGUCCAGGCAUCGACAUUCCGCAAAGCAAACAAGCUGGCGAAGGGCGCUCGUGCGGCACUGCUCUUCACCAACCGGGCCAUCCAGCCUGCCGACGAGGUGGCGGCAGCAUGGAAGGCGCUAGGUGUGGGUGAGCGGCGCGUGGCGGAGGUUCGCUACAGCUGGCACAACCCCUUUGCGCGGCGGGUGGGCGAGCUGCUCAACAUGAGUGGCACGCGCGUGACCACGGGCUUCAGCACGCUGAACCUCAUCCUUCACUGCCUGCCGCCCGAGGGGCGAGUGGACCUAUAUGGCUUUAGCUUCGUGCUCCGCCCCGACGCGGUCGCACGCGGCAUUCACAGCGGGGGCAUGGAGGCCGCCGUGGUGCGACUUGCGCAGCAAAUGCUGCCAGACCGGCUGCGCAUCCAUGAGACGCCGUGCACCGGCUUCCGCAGCUGCCCUUCCUGA